ACGAGGACACCACUAUUGACAACUUUUAACUCAUGAUGUUUUCAAAUAUGUGGUUUUUAAUAUGUUUUCUUAUGAUGAUGGUCACGGUUGAUACAAAGAUGGUCUCGUAUUCAAACAAAAUUCCCAAUUUCGGAGAAAGUUUAUCGGAGACGAGGAAGACAUUUCGAAAUGGACACGAGAUGGGGGACAACCAAAGACGCAAUGAUAAAGAUAAGAUGUCUACCAAAGAUAAAGGAUUUGAACUAUUGUUCACCACAAAUGAAGACGAAUAUGAAGAUUUUGAGGUAACAGCUGAGCGCCCAAUACCUACCUGGUUGAGGGGAACGCUGGUUCGAAAUGGACUUGGACGUUUUGAAAUCGGACCACGGAGAUUCAUCCACGCAUUUGAUGCCUACUCAAAAAUCACGACCAUAAAGUUUACUCAUAAUGGAAAGAUAAAAUUUUCCUCGAAGUUUUUAAGAAGUGAGGGAUAUUCAAAGUCGAUUGAUAACGACAAUGUGUACCCCUACCUCACAUUCGGACCAGUCGAACCACCAUUUGGGUAUUUUGAAAGUGCACAGGCGCUGUACAAUGGUGUGGACAAUACCAACAUUAACAUAUACAGCUUUGGUAAUGGUUCCGCUAAAGAAACUGUAACUCUUAGUGACUUCUGGGUUAAUUACAAGAUAGACACAGGCGAUCUUUCGAAAGCGGAAAAGAUUGACGCGGACAUUGACAUCAAUAAACUGAGUUUCAUUCCUCUUUUAUCAACAGCGCAUCCAUUGCCGGAAUAUGGAACGUCAAAUGAUAUCAUAAUCGCUUCAAGUUUUGGAAUCUUUCCUGGUCGUUCAAACAAGCUUCACGUCGUUCGAAUCAGAUCAUCCGGGGACAGGGAAGUAAUCACUAGCAUUGACGUUGAUAACGUUCACUACGUUCACUCAUUCGCCGCCACAGAACGUUACGUCAUAAUAUUUGCCAAUCCUGUGUACGUUAGCGUUGCGAAUAUUCUAAAAUCAUUCAAUGCAAUGGGCAGCUUAGACUGGCACAAGGACAAGCAAACUGACGUUUACGUCGUGAAAAUCAAAGAUGGUCAUGUCACAAAACUACAAACAGAACGUGCGUUCAAUUUACAUCACGUCAAUGCGUAUGAAACACGAAGCGGCAAGAUCAAAGUUGAUGUGAUAACAUACCCAGAUAUCAACUCCAUCAAACAAUUUACAGUUGACACACUAAGUGACAGAAAUAAAAGGAACCAAAUCCGCGCAAACAAUGUGUUAAAGAGGUACACGAUAGACUUAAAGCUUGGACGGGUGGUACCUUACACGUUCGGGAGCAAUAUAAAGCGUAGCAAAAUGGGGUCAGUUAAUAGACUUGAUAUGCCAGUAAUAAAUGAGAAAUUCAGACACCAUAAAUAUUGCUAUAUUUAUGGGCAAGCAAUGAAAAAUGACGGCAUUAACUUAAGUGACAUAUCAUUGGUUAAGAAAGACGUUUGUGGAGGAUCACGUGAUGCCGUUUGGAGCAUGAACAAUCACUAUCCUACAGAACCUUGGUUUGUUCCAAAUCCAUCCAAUGAGAUCGGAGGGUCAUCUGAGGAUGAUGGGAUAAUCAUGAGUCUCGUUCUAGACGGUGAAAAAGAAAAAUCAUAUUUAUUGAUCCUAAAUGCGAAAACCAUGAAGACAGUGAACAAAAUAUAUUUACCCACACCUGUUCCUUUGACAAUACACGGACGUUUUUUUCCAAAUGAAUAAGUGAAUAACUGAAUAAUCUAUUGUUCUCAUACUUUUUCAGAACUGGGAGAAAAUAUAAUAAGUCAAACAAAAUAAGUCAGAACAUGUUCUGUGAUUUUUGAAGAUAAAAUGGACUUAAGAGAUUUCAGCUGAGCAAGUUUUGAAAAUUCACCCGAUCACAAGGAACAUAGAAAAUUGGUUGCACUCUACAUUUUGGCCAAUCCAGAGAGCGUUCCUUGUAUGCAAGUUUUAGUGUUCAGCAUUUGUGUAUGGAAGGGACUAGAUGUUAUGGAGAAGAAUUUUAAGUGACGUCUCCUUUG
Molecule: messenger RNA, 2026 nt
Organism: Owenia fusiformis
Lineage: Eukaryota; Metazoa; Annelida; Polychaeta; Sabellida; Oweniidae
Source: the annotation of a GenBank genome assembly